Messenger RNA from Hypanus sabinus (Atlantic stingray), 1447 nucleotides. RefSeq names its product FtsJ RNA 2'-O-methyltransferase 1 (gene ftsj1). The record is from RefSeq and is a predicted model, not a curated record. Bases 144 to 1439 code for a protein of 431 amino acids. Gene Ontology annotation, cellular component: cytoplasm. The transcript is spliced from 11 exons. Lineage: Eukaryota; Metazoa; Chordata; Chondrichthyes; Myliobatiformes; Dasyatidae. Gene Ontology annotation, molecular function: tRNA methyltransferase activity. Gene Ontology annotation, biological process: cytoplasmic translation; tRNA methylation.
CGACCGGAAAUUAUAAUCACGGGGAUGGUGCACGGGGGGCGUUUUCGGCUGAGGGUCGUGCCAGGAGGCUCAGGCACGGCGUGGACAGCUGCUGCGCGGGGUCCUUCUGUGCUGGCCGGCGAUGCGGGAGCUGACGAGGGAGAAUGGGGCGUUCCUCCAAGGAUAAGAGGGACAUCUACUACCGCAUUGCCAAACAGGAAGGCUGGCGCGCACGCAGUGCCUUCAAGCUCCUGCAGCUCGAUGAAGAGUACGCUCUCUUUGAAGGUGUCUGCAAGGCAGUGGAUCUGUGCGCUGCGCCUGGUAGCUGGAGUCAAGUCCUGAGCCGCAAACUCAAGUGGCUCUCUAUCCUGCACGUCUACCAACAGAAGGUAAACCCCACGAUGAAUUUACAAGGGAAAUCACCAAACCCUAUGCCGGCUGGAAUGAAAGCUCCUGUAUUCGUUCUUGCCCACAGAGGGAAGAGCGGAGAUGGUCUGGAUACCAAAAUCGUUGCUGUAGAUCUCCAGGCAAUGGCCCCCCUCCCUGGUGUCAUCCAGAUCCAGGGAGACAUCACUAAGGUCUCCACUGCCCAGGAAAUCAUCAGGCAUUUCGAGGGAGAGGCUGCGGAUCUGGUGGUUUGCGACGGAGCCCCAGACGUCACCGGUCUUCAUGACAUUGACGAAUACAUCCAGGCUCAGCUUCUGCUUGCGGCCUUAAACAUCACCACUCACGUGCUGAAACCUGGAGGGACCUUCGUGGCAAAGAUCUUCCGCGGGAAGGAUGUCACCCUCCUGUACUCUCAGCUCCGUCUGUUCUUCAGCGACGUCACCUGCGCCAAACCGCGGAGCAGCCGCAACUCGAGCAUCGAGGCGUUUGUCGUUUGCCGGGGUUACGCACCUCCCCCUGGCUAUGUGCCCAAUAUGUCCAACCCGCUCCUCGACCACUGCUACGAUGUGGACUUCAACCAGCUGGAGGGUGCCAACAGGGUCAUCGUGCCCUUCCUGGCCUGCGGUGACCUCAGUGCCUACGACUCCGACAAGACCUACCCCCUACAGCUCGAGCCCGGCCAGGAAUACACCUACACUCCCCCGGCACAGCCACCCAUCCGACCUCCCUACCAGGAGGCCUGCUACCUCAAGAAGAACAACUUGCUGGCUGCCUGCCAGGCCCUCACGCCCGAGGACACCGUGACCAAAGCACCGGACAGCUUGUGUGUGACUGAGGACGGCCGACAGGGCCCCACGCCCGAGGACACCGAGACCAAAGCACCGGACAGCUUGUGUGUGACUGAGGACGGCCGACAGGGCCCCACGCCCGAGGACACCGAGACCAAAGCACCGGACAGCUUGUGUGUGACUGAGGACGGCCGACAGGGCCCCACGCCCGAGGACACUGAGACCAAAGCACCGGACAGCUUGUGUGUGACCGAGGAAGCAUCUCCUCAGCAUUUCAUGACAUAAAUGGGGGG